UGCGCUCAUUCCCUAGAUACUGUUAUCACAUAUCUGACUUCUGUUAUUGUUAAGUUUGAGUUCUAACAAAAAACAGUCUGUGGUUUGCUACACUACGUUCUGUAUGUGUCUGUUUUUAUGUUAUUCUGUAUUUUUCCAUCAUGAGAAUGGCCCUGAAACUGUUAACAAUGUUUCAAGUCCGCUAUGUUGCAUAACACAUACAUACAUCCACACAAGCCAACAGCAGAUAAUAUUAAAUCACAUAUAUGGUAACGGGCUAUAGUGCAUAACACAGAAUCCACAUAAUACUAAUGUGGAGUUAUUUUCUUAUUACCGUAGAUAGCUAUCUAAACAAACUGGGAUUUUUUUUAAUAGCUUUUAUAACUUGUGAAGUUCCCUGGUUCCCAGAGGUCCUCAACAUCCUCACUCAGGUCAUUGCUGGUUGGAAAACUUCGCCCCUCCCAGAAUCUCGACAGGACAAUAAGGAAGCUCAUGUCUCCUCGAAAGUUUCAGCCUAGUCUACUUUUCAGCCCUUCCAUCCUCUGAGCCUGAUGAUGGUGAGCUCCUUAUGGCAGCUUGAGUCACAGGAGUCAGACGAGUAUCAAGUUUAUUACAUAUAGUACUCACUGCUCAGCCUCUGAGUCUUAUUCUAUGUGUUUGUGUGGCAUAUUUAUAGUGAUGACUUGCAUUUCAAAUGAUGUACUAGGCCUACGCAGUAUGUCUCGUGAUAUGAUAACCUGUUAUUUGGGGAAUGUAUCAUCCUUACAGUAUUUCUUGUGUGGGGAUGUUGUCUUUUCUUUUCAUGGAGAGACAUAUGCCUUCCCAAGGGAUGGCAACACAUUUUGCUUGAUGUGGACCGUAAGUGGGUGUCCAAGGCAUUGUUCAGGUGGUUGGGGAAUGGGAUUCCAGAGAUGGACUUUGCCAGGGUUGACAAAAUGUGGUGGGACCCUCCACCACCCCUCGUCUGCAGCUCAGUACUGGUGAUGGAGAGGUACUUUGCCCGUCCUCUGCUGCGAUGGAUGCCCAGGAAGCUCUGGCAGGUGAAGCUAUAUUGCCCAAAUUCUGACUGUGAGAGGGGGAGCUGACCACACCAGGACUCCACCAGAAGAUCAGGCAGGUUGUUGAUGGAUCCUACUAUGUGGCAGUAGGAAGGUCAUCAGUGGUUCCUUACAUCGUUCCACACAAAUUCACUGGGAAGCUGAUGGGUUUGGAGUACCUCUUCGAUCAGACUGGUUUGGUGCUGCAGGAUUGCAAGGCUGCCAUUGAGGAACUGGAGACAGAGGAUCGAUAAUCACAGCCUCCUCUGAGGGAACCAAAGAAAAGGAGGGAUCGAAAUAAACGACAACAACAUCAUCAUACCCAGCGGCCUGCGUGUGGUUGUCUGACUGUCCCGUUGCGGUCCUGCUGCACUGUCCCCCCGAGGAGGGAGACUAAUGCAUGUGGCGCUGUACUCCGGGUCAGUGGAGGAUGAGUCCGGUCAUGGAGGCUCAGACCAUGCAGGCCAAGCAGCAGCAGACGCAGCAGCAGCUACAACACUAUCUGGAGAAAGGGGUCCCGCUUGAGCCCUUCAUGCACCAGGUGGGGGGCCACUGCUGCGUGCUGCGUUUCGGGGAGCAGACCAUCUGCAAGCCCCUCAUCCCCCGAGAGCACCAGUUCUACAAGAGCCUACCCAGCGCCAUGAGGAAGUUCACCCCCCAGUACAGAGGUGUGGUAUCUGUGAAUUUUGAGGAGGAUGAGGAGGGCAACCUGUGUCUCAUAGCAUAUCCCCUGCAAAGUGACUCUGGGGUGGGGGACCUGGAGAAUAUAGACCCAUCGGUCAAUGGCGAGCCCAACAGCAAGAUGCACCAGUGGGGCAUCAAGCAUCUGUCUGCCCAGAGUCUGCUGGACUCACGCAAAGACAAGGACAAGAGUCAUAAGCUCGAGGGGGAGGUGUUGGAGUGGCUGCAGCAGGAGGAGGUGCCUGUGGGAAGCAGAAACGCCAUCCAACACAACCCCUGGAGACUCAAACUCCAACAGAAACACCUGCAGAGGAUGAAGGAGAACGCCAAGCACCGCAACCAGUACAAAUUCAUCCUGCUGGAGAACCUGACGUGGCAUCAUGCGGUUCCGUGCGUGCUGGACCUGAAGAUGGGCACGCGGCAGCACGGUGACAACGUGUCCGAGGAGAAGAAGGUCAUGCAAAUCCGCAAGUGCCAGCAAAGCACCUCUGCCUCCAUCGGAGUACGCCUCUGUGGCAUGCAGGUAUACCAGUCAGACUCGGGUCAGCUCAUGUUCAUGGAUAAGUACAUUGGGCGUAAACUGACCCUGUCGGGCUUCAAGGAGGCUCUGUUCCAGUUCUUCCGUGACGGGCGGCGUCUGCGGCGCGAGCUGCUCUCCCCGGUGCUGCGGAGGCUCAGGGAGAUGCAGACAGCUCUGGAGGGCUGUGAGUCCUACCGCUUCUAUUCCUCCUCCCUGCUCAUCAUCUAUGAUGGUGAGCCGCCCCGCACACACACACGCAGAGGCCCCGAGGGCGGUCUGUCUGAGGAGGAAGAAGAGGAGGAAGUGGAGAAAGAUGAAGAGGCAAGUGCGUUUGGGUUUCCCGGCAGCAGUAGUAGUGGUAGCACUGAUGGUGGACGUCUGGCAGCCCGAUCUGAUACAGGCCCUGGCCCGGCGGUGGACGUGAGGAUGAUUGACUUUGCCCACACCACGUGCCCUGACUAUGUGGAGGACAGUGUGGUGCACGAGGGCCAGGACAGUGGCUACAUCUUCGGUCUGCAGAACCUCAUCACCAUCAUAUCCCAGCUGGAGGACCACUGCAAAGACUAAAACACACACACACAGUUUCUCUUCUCUCUAUUGGACUCAUAGAAGAAACAGCACACUGGACUACAGAGGCUGGCCAUAGGGGCACACUGAACAUUGCUGUAGCCAGUUUUUCCACAGGAGUCCUUAAUUUGGGUGUUUUUGUUUGUAUCCGCAAGGGAUACAAAGGGCCAUGAAGGUUACAUUUGAAGAGACAUUUGCAAUCUUCUUUAGUUGACUCAGUGAGUUGUCGCCAUUAUCUGCUUACUCCGUUACCUAUUACGAAGUUGGUUAUUUUACCCAGUUAUUUAUUUAGGGAAAAAGCAACACAAGGAGGUUUGAAAUGAAGUCCAAGACUGCAAGCAUGGAUUCCAACUGUCCAAAGGUGCCUGGCUUAUGCAAGCGCACACACACAUGCACUGAUUUUGAUGUGUGCUACUGAUCGGGCAGAUGUACUUGAAAAAGCAAACAGAGGAACUGAUGUAUGUGUGUGAAAUAUUAAAGUUGAUGAGAGGAAACAUAAUCUCAUCUUCCAUUUUUCUUCUAAACCAGUUUAUUUUUCCACCCUCUUUUCUUUUGCAUUCAUAGAAGAUACUAUGUUAUAUUCAGAUAGCAAUUACAUUACAUACAGGGACUAUAGCUUUAUUUAUUUGACAUGUUUCUUAAAUAAAAUAAAAAAUAAAUAAUUGUAUGUUAUUGUAUAUUAUUCAUUUUGUUAGAAUAAUAUUAAUUAAUAUUAUUAUUUGACAUGUUCAGGUACAGUUGAAGUCGGAAGAUUACAUACAGUUAGGUUGGAGUCAUUAAAACUUGUUUUUCAACCACUACACAAAUUUCUUGUUUACAAACUAUAGAUUUGGCAAGUCGGUUAGGACAUCUACUUUGUGCAUGACACAAGUAAUUUUUCCAACAAUUGUUUACAGACAGAAUAUUUCACUUCGAAUUCACUGUAUCACAAUUCCAGUGGGUCAGAAGUUUACAUACACUAAGUUGACUGUGCCUUUAAACAGCUUGGAACAUUCCAGAAAAUUAUGUCACAGCUUUAGAAUUAUCUGCUAGGCUAAUUGACAUCAUUUGAGUCAAUUGGAGGUGUACCUGUGGAUGCAUUUCAAGGCCUACCUUCAAACUCAGUGCCUCUUUGCUUGACAUCUUGAGAAAAUCAAAAGAAAUCAGCCAAGACCUCAGGAAAAAAAAAAUGUAGACCUCCACAAGUCUGGUUCAUCGUUGGGAGCAAUUUCGAAACACCUGAAACUACCACAUUCAUCUGUACAAACAAUAGUACGCAAGUAUAAACACCAUGGGACCAUGCAGCCGUCAUACCGCUCAGGAAGGAGACGCGUUCCGUCUCCUAGAGAUGAAUGUACUUUAGUGCGAAAAGUGCAAAUCAAUCCCAGAACAACAGCAAAGGACCUUGUGAAGAUGCUGGAGGGAACAGGUACAAAAGUAUCUAUAUCCACAGUAAAACGAGUCCUAUAUUGACAUAACCUGAAAGGCUGCUUAGCAAGGAAGAAGCCACUGCUCAAAAACCGCCAUAAAAAAAGCCAGAGUACGGUUUGCAACUUCACAUGGGGACAAAGAUCAUACUUUUGGAGAAAUGUCCUCUGGUCUGAUGAAACAAAAAUAGAACUGUUUGGCCAUAAUGACCAUUGUUAUAUUUGGAGGAAAAAGGGAGAGGCUUGUAAGCCGAAGAACACGAUCUCAACCGUGAAACACGGGGGUGGCAGCAUCAUGUUCUGGGGGUGUUUGGCUGCAGGAUGGACUGGUGCACUUCACAAAAUAGAUGGCAUCAUGAGACAGGAAAAUGAUGUGGAUAUAUGGAAGCAACAUCUCAAGGCAUCAGUCAGGAAGUUAAAGCUUGGUCGCAAAUGGGUCUUCCAAAUGGACAAUGAUCCAAAGCAUACAAAGUUGUGGAAAAAAUGGCUUAAGGACAACAAAGUCAAUGUAUUGGAGUGGCCAUCACAAAGCCCUGACCUCAAUACUGUAGAACAUUUGUUGGCAGAACUGAAAAAGCAUGUGCGAGCAAGGAGACCGACAAACCUGACUCAUUUACUCCAGCUCUGUCAGGAGGAAUGGGACAAAAUUCGCCCAACUUAUUGUGGGAAGCUCGUGGAAGGCUACCCAAAACGUUUGACCCAAGUUAAACAAUUGAAAGGCAAUGCUACCAAAUACUAAUUGAAUGUUUGUAAACUUCUGACCCACUGGGAAUGUGAUGAAAUAAAUCAUUCUCUCUACUAUUAUUCUGACAUUUCACAUUCUUAAAAUAAAGUGGUGAUCCUAACUGACCUAAGACAGGGAAUUUGUACUCUGAUUAAAUGUCAGGAAUUGUGAAAAACGGAGUUUAAAAGUAUUUGGCUAAGGUGUAUGUAAACUUCGGAUUUCAACUGUACCUAUAUCUUGUAAAUUAUCUGGAUUGUCCACAGUUUGUUGGAGGGGAAAUAAAAACUGUUUUGGUUGUGGUAAAAUGUA
Oncorhynchus nerka (sockeye salmon) is the source of this 5223-nucleotide messenger RNA. Its product is annotated as inositol hexakisphosphate kinase 2-like. The record is from RefSeq and is a predicted model, not a curated record. Gene Ontology annotation, biological process: inositol phosphate biosynthetic process; phosphatidylinositol phosphate biosynthetic process. Gene Ontology annotation, cellular component: nucleus; cytoplasm. Gene Ontology annotation, molecular function: inositol hexakisphosphate kinase activity. The transcript is spliced from 8 exons. The coding region runs from base 1417 to 2784 and encodes 455 amino acids. Lineage: Eukaryota; Metazoa; Chordata; Actinopteri; Salmoniformes; Salmonidae.